This is a messenger RNA of Lepus europaeus (European hare), 2261 nucleotides long. RefSeq names its product leucine rich repeat containing 56 (gene LRRC56). The transcript has 11 exons. Lineage: Eukaryota; Metazoa; Chordata; Mammalia; Lagomorpha; Leporidae. Gene Ontology annotation, molecular function: protein binding. The coding region runs from base 331 to 1887 and encodes 518 amino acids. The record is from RefSeq and is a predicted model, not a curated record.
GCGUGGCGGGCCGGAGGGGCGGGCACGGCAGCAGGGCCGGCGCUGGGGAAGGCCGGAGGUCCGCCUUCCGGCCCGAAGUUCCCGUCAGACCGAGCCCAAAAGUUGCUGCGCGCACGAGGGGCAGAGACCCGCACUGCCCCGGAGGAAGCGGGAGGCGGGGAACGGGGCGUCCCCUCUGGCCGCGGCGGGGGUCUCAGGACGGGCUUCCCGCGCGGGAGCCGCGGCCAGUGCAGCGCGGCCCCUGGGUACCCCCGCCCCGCAGGCCUGCCUAGCAACCGUCGCUAGGGGGCGUGGCCGCGUGAGAGGCUCGAGCCUCAUGAAUAUUCUGGUAUGCAGAUAAGGCCCCGCCCGGUUGCCAAGGCUCCCGGGUCGCAGCCCCGAGGCCAGAAGAACUGGCGGAGUCGGAGAGCGCCGCGGCCGCGGGCACCCAGGGCCGGGCCCCGGGCUGGGCACCCCGGCGCCCCGCAGCGAGCCCUGGCCGGGGAGGACGACCUUCAGCUGGUGCGGGUGCUGGAGAUGUGCGUGGACACACGGGAGAGCAGCCUGGGGAACUUUGGAGUGCACCUGCCCAACCUGAACCAGCUGAAGUUGAAUGGCAGCCGUCUGGGCUCCCUCAGAGACCUGGGCUCCUCCCUGGGCCGCCUGCAGGUGCUGUGGCUGGCCCGCUGCGGUCUGGCUGACCUGGAUGGCGUCGGCUCCUUACCAGCACUGAAGGAGCUGUACGUCUCCUACAACAACAUCUCGGACCUGAGCCCGCUGUGCCUGCUCGAGCACCUGGAGGUGCUGGACCUAGAGGGCAACAGCGUGGAGGACCUGGGGCAGGUGGGCUACCUGCGACUGUGCCCACGGCUGGCCACGCUAACCCUGGAGGGCAACCUGGUGUGCCUGCGGCCGGACCCCGGCCCCACCAGCAAGGCGCCCCGGGGCUACAACUACAGGGCCGAGGUGAGGCGGCUCGUCCCCCAGCUGCAGCUGCUGGAUGAGGUGCCGGCCACCCACACGGGCCUGCCGGCCCCUCCGAAGCUGGACCAGGACUGGCUCAUGGUGAAAGAGGCCAUCAAGGAGGCUGGCGUCCUGCCCUGGCUGGAUGGACACCACGGAGCUGCUGUGCAGAGCCUGGACCUGGAGCUGCCCCUGUCCAGGACCCGGCCCUGGGCCCCCAGGCACCUGCCCUACUCCUCUCUGGUCCCUGGGGGCCCCCUGGCUGACGGCCUGCUUGCUGAGGAGCUGGCCCCAGACGACCACGCCAGCAACCUCACCCACGGUGCCAGCCGAGUGCUGUGUGGGAACCCCACCAGAGGCCUGUGGGAGCGCAGAAAGCAGUGCCAGGCCUGGGCUUCCCCGGAGCAGCUGCCCCAGUGCAGGCCAGAAGAGCUGGCCGCCAGCACCCCCAGCCCAAGGCCUGGGCCCCAGCCCCAGAGAGACCCUGGGCUGUGUCACCCAGCACCCAAACCAUGGCACCUGCCGUCCCAGCAGAGAGGAGCCGCAGCCCCCCGGGGCCCAUGGAGGGUCCUUGAGCAGCAGGACGGCCAGGCUGGACCCAAGACUUCCUCCAGCCCCCUGAGCCCAGCCUCAGAGCCUUCCAGGAGCCUUGGCGGUGACCUGACGCCUUCUCCCCCCAAGCACCCACCUGGCCACCCUCCAGGGUCUGCAGGCCUGCCAUUCAGGGGGCGGCGGCUCAGAGCCCUGACCAGUCUGGGGCCUGGCCUGGGGCAGGGAAUGGCUACAGUGACUGCCCUGAGGGCCCUGGAGGUGGCCUCAGGUCCAGGCCCCCAGUGCCCGGGACGUCCAGACCCACAGGCGGCACCGGAUCCAGCAGCCAGAGCCCGGGGCCUCCAGUGCCUGCGGCCCCUGGACCCCAUCACUCCGGCCCCUUCCCGCCCUUAGUGCAAGCCCUGCCCUUGUGGGAGCCGCUCGCAGAACCCGGAGCACCUGGGCAGGUGUGUUGGGGGCAGAAGGUGGGCCUGGAGGGGUCCCUCCUGGAGGAGGGGGCUGCCGGGAGGUGGCAGAAGCCAGGACCGGCUCGGGUCCCAGCUGCCCAGCCACCAAGCCCUCCCCCCGGCCUGCGUUUGUCCCAGGUUGCCGUAGCACGCCUUGGGCCCCCUGCCCCCCAGGGUUCGUGAGGUGCUUUCCCUCGGCGCAGAGUGUCAGGAUCCAAGUGGAUUCCAGCUCUGGGUGGAAAGAAGUGUAAGGUUUACUGUGCAGGCAACGCUGGCUCAAUAAACAGGCCGCAGGCAUGUGUGCCGGGCGCUAGCGCCGCC